CGAAUCAGUGAAGAAAUCUUUCUGCUUUCCAAAGAAGUGGAGCCGCCCAUCUGUCCCCCCCAAUCAAAGGACUCCUACCUGCCAGAUCUCUGGCUUCCUGAGAAAGCUGCCAGCAGCCCAACCUUCCGUUGGGACGAUGAAAAAGACGAGCUUCUGUGGAACGGGGGGGGGUGUUUCCAGAGAAAGCCUCUCCUGAGAGGUGGAGCUUUCCCACCACAGCCCAGCUCCCAGCAGGUGUAUAAAGAGCAGGAGAGCAGCUCAGGAACAGCAGCCUUCAGACCUCCAGCAGACCUCAGCCAGCCGACCUCUGCCUGCAGACACGAAGUCAACAUGUCUUACAUCACUGAAAUCGUGGUUUCUGUCAAUCAAGACGAGGAGAAACAAUUCCUUUCAGAGGGCUACAUCCAAAACCCUGUAAAUCUGAACAAAGAAUCCACCGGAGCAAAAAACUUCCUCUGGUACAAGAAGGGCGAUGACAACGGAAUCACCAGGAUUCAGGCCUCAUUUAAUGAUGAAAUGUGCAAAGGCCUAAAGGAUGCAGGGUACCAGAAAGUUUACAAGAAUCUGAACCAAGGAGCAGGUGGAGAUGAAAUUUACCUGUGGUACCUUAAGGGUUCCACUAACCAUGAUAUUCCAAUCAAAGAUCUUUUCCUCUCCACUGAAAGAGAAGAUGAAGCCCAACUCUUUCGUUUUGGGUGGGAGAAGCUCGCCUGUAACUUGAAUCGAAGAAACGGAGGCUGCAGGAUCUACCUGUGGGUACAGAGAGCUGAACCAACCUUCGUCAGUGACAUCAUCACCACUGUUGACUUCGAAGAUGAGAAUUCGAAGUUCAAAGAUGGCUACAUCCGUCUGGAUGAGGACAUCAACAGGGGUAGUGGGGGGCCCAGUAUUUUCCUCUGGUACCGUCUGACCACAGAUGAAAACCAUGCCAUCACAGACCUACAGAUCUGUAAAGGUAACAAACAUCCUCCAGGAGAUUAUAUUGCGGUGGAUCAGAACCUCAACCGGGGCAAUGCUGGUACCCAAAUGUACCUCUACUACAUCAAAGAUCACCAAAGCAAGGCCAUCCAAACCAUCUCUCUGAUUAUCAAGGAGAUUGGUAAGGAUCCCUAUGAAAUUGCCGGGGUCCAGGUGGUGGAUGUGGAUCUUAACGAAGGCAAUGAAGGAGUGAGAGAGUACCUGUGCUUCUAUCAAUGA
Cyprinodon variegatus (sheepshead minnow) is the source of this 1197-nucleotide messenger RNA. RefSeq lists its product as uncharacterized. The record is from RefSeq and is a predicted model, not a curated record. Bases 331 to 1197 code for a protein of 288 amino acids. NCBI's taxonomy places the organism in Eukaryota, Metazoa, Chordata, Actinopteri, Cyprinodontiformes, Cyprinodontidae. The transcript has 2 exons.